ACACCUAUUUUGUGCUAUUGAAACAAUAAAAAAAUCCUAUUUAAUUACGCAAGAUCAAUUAUUUAAUAACUUGUUUCUAUUCGUCUAACUGGAUUUCAGAAUCGUUAAUGUGGAUAAAUAAACUUUGAUAAUUUCAGCCACCAGUGGCGUAACGUACAUUCAUUUUAUUAUGUCAACACAUUAUUCAAAAUUUUUGUCAUGUCAGAACAACCUCCAAAAUCCAUUCGACAGGAGUUAGCACCUCAUCCUUUCCACCUCGGAAUCACAACCAGAGUAAUGGCCCAGAAACAAAAAGCGCUAUUAAAAAGAGACGUCUCUGAAAAGAGUUCUCACAGAAGCUCCAUAAGCGGCCAAUCCAGAUUCUUAUCCGGGACUUCAAUUCCCAAUUCUACAAUUCGUUCCAGCCUAGACAAUUCCAUGCAAGCAGUAACCACCGAAAGCAGAGUUCCGUCGCCACAGUUGUCGAACGCUUCUCGAAAAUUGCUGCUGAACGAAUCGGACGACGAUUUGAAAAGGAAGCGCCUUUCGGAACAAAGGGGUCUGGAGCGCAUGCGUAAAAAAAUUCACAGUUCGACUUUCGCAAAAACGGAAGAUUUGAAGCAAAACACGAGGAAGCGGUUGUCCAGUGUUAGAACUUUGGAAUCAAUGAUCUCCCAACCCAAAAUGCGGCGCUCGACUCUCGAGUCCAUAAAAGACGCUAUUGAAAAAUCGCCGAAUUAUGUGUCGAAGCUUGUGAAUGUAGACAGUCUGGAGAAAAAAAAUAUCGGCCAACACUUCAAGGUGCUCACCGCAGAUUCAGCAGUAGAGAUGAAAAAUGAGAAAAUGGAAGUCGUGGAAGAAAAAGUAAUAGAGAAAAGGGACUUGCAAACGCAGACGAGUUUUCUUCUUGAAAAAUUGUACACCUAGAUGCACUCCAGUUAAGCGAAUAUUGAACGAAAAUAUGUCUUAAUUUUAAUACGAACUAUUUUUUAAGAUGACUUAAACUGAAAUUUGCGUUGUUUUUUUUUUAGAUUUUAAAUUAAGUUUUUAAUUUAAGUGACUAACAACACUGCGUA
Molecule: messenger RNA, 1055 nt
Organism: Zophobas morio
Lineage: Eukaryota; Metazoa; Arthropoda; Insecta; Coleoptera; Tenebrionidae
Exons: 5
Coding region: 199-906 (235 amino acids)
Source: RefSeq, a predicted model, not a curated record